GCCACUUUCUUGGAGGAAGGACAAGCGCGUGUAUCAUGUCGCCUUUCAGUCUUCGUUGGUGUAGUUUCUAAUAGCUACAUACUUACGCUUCACUAUCCUUGAGACGACAUCUUCGCUGCGCAAGAUAGGCCUUGCGGCGCUCGGCUUCAGGCAGCCCUUGCAUCCCAACUCCCGCUGCGCGCCGGAACGCUCACGACCACAAUGUUCCUCCCAGCAUCGCAAUCUCGCAGCGCGACGCCAACAAUCCCACCCGUUUACGCACACAAUGGCUUCAUGCGGCACCUCGGGCAGGCUGGGCGGUACGACGAGAACUGGAGCAGUCUUAUCGGCAUCGUCACCGCUAUCGUCGGCAACGUGCUGAUCUCCUUCGCGCUGAAUAUGCAGCGGUAUGCGCAUAUUAAGCUGGACAGGGAGUGGCAGGAGAAAGAGAAGCAGCGGAAGAGGCGGAAUAAGAGUGGAGCGAGUUUAGCACGAUUGGCUGAGGAUGAGGAGGGAAGGAAACGCAGCGGCGGAAGCCAGGGGAAUGGGAGGCAGAGCACAGAAGAAGAUCCUCUCCUCCCGGAUAAUGCGGACGAGGGGAGUCCAAGGGGUGUUGAAAGGGCGGGUACGGACGAGGGCGCGUUCAAGCAGAAAUCCUACCUCAAAUCCACAUACUGGUGGCUCGGCAUCAUCCUCAUGACCAUUGGCGAGGCCGGGAAUUUCCUCGCGUAUGGGUUCGCACCCGCGUCGAUUGUGAGCCCGCUCGGUGUCGUGGCGCUGAUUUCGAACUGCAUCAUCGCGCCGUUCAUGCUGAAGGAGCGGUUCCGCUGGCGCGAUGCUGCAGGCGUCAUCGUUGCGGUGGGCGGCGCGGUCACGGUUGUGCUGUCUGCGAGCGAUAACAAUCCAAAGCUCGGGCCGGAUGAGAUUUGGAAGUUGAUUAAGAGGUGGGAGUUUGAGACGUAUCUGGGGAUUACCAUCGGUGUUAUUGUUAUCUUGAUGAUUGCCAGUAAUCGGUACGGACAGAAGAACAUCUUGAUCGAUCUGGGGCUUGUUGGGCUGUUUGGUGGCUUCACGGCUCUGUCGACAAAGGGCGUUGCGUCGCUGCUCUCAUACACGCUUUGGCGCGUUAUCACGUUCCCGGUGUUUUACCUCCUGGUUGCGAUUCUGGUUGGUACGGCGGUCAUGCAGAUCAAGUACAUCAACCGGGCGUUGCAACGAUUCGACGCUACGCAGGUUAUCCCGGUCCAGUUCGUCAUGUUCACCCUAUCAGUCAUCCUUGGAUCUGCCAUCUUGUACCGCGACUUCGAGCGCACGUCCGGCGACGACGCAGGAAAAUUCGUCGGCGGUUGCGCCCUCACGUUCUCAGGCGUCUGGCUCAUUACCAGCGGCCGGCCACGCAGACACGUUGACGAUGACGAGGACGAUGAAGACGACCGCGAACCUGAAUCAGGAGAAGCGAUCAAUCUCCACGGCGACCGAUAUCGCGACUCAAUCGAUAGCACGAGCUCCAGCCAUUCAUCCUCCUCUACAAUCCGCCCGGCGUCCCCACCUCUCGACAUCCUCGAAAUCAACCCUCUCUACCAAGACGAAACCCGCCCAACAACACCAAUCAUCAAACUCAGCACCCCCGACCCCUCCACCCCGCCGCGCCGAACAUACACCUCGGAAGCGCUCGACUCCUUGAUACAAAACCCGUGGUCCCAGCCUCCCGACCGCAACACCUCAAGCCCCAAGCCCUCAAUCAGCAGACACACCUCCACGCCCGUAUUGCCGAGUGAAGCAACACCUCCGCCCUCGAACCCCACCUCGAACCUAGCAGCUACGCCGUCUGAGCCAACGCUAGCCAGCACCCCAAUGCCACGCACGCCCACGCGCGGCAAAAGCCACGACGAACUGCCCUCCACGCCAGGGACGUCGCAAUCGAACCUUGAUCCUGGGUUACGACGCUUGCGCACGAAUGAGCGGCAGCGCGGCUCGAUUCCGGGGCCGCUACUCGCUUCGCCUUUAUCUACGUCUCUGAGCGCUUUGGUGCAGGAUCUGAAGCGUGGCGGAAGCGUACGCAUGCGUGCAGGUGAGAGCAACGGCGAGGGCCGACGGCAGAGCGUCCUCGGUCUGGGGAGCACGGAGACCUCGGAUGAUAUGUUUGGCGAGCCGCUCAGCAGACGAAGCACACAAGGCGUUGGCGCUGAGAGGGGGAGUGAGAGGCCUGGUGGGAGGGGACGCGGGAUGAGUGGCACGCUGGAUGAGCUCUGGAGGGGGCUGAGGGGGCAGAGUAGUAGAGAGGAUGUUGAUGGUGAGCAGGGGCUGCAGAGAGAGGGUGGCGAGGGGAGUGGGGAGAGGUGACGAUCGUAAGGAACAAGAAAUGUUGGAAGGGCUAAAGGGCCGAGUUGUUACUGCCUUUGUCUUGUGUUGCAUAGCUUGCGAUCUUUCAGGCUUUUAGAGGCAUAAUCGAUGAGUGUGGCUAGUGAAUAGAUUUAUAAUUUCUUCUGCGAAA
Molecule: messenger RNA, 2473 nt
Organism: Macroventuria anomochaeta
Lineage: Eukaryota; Fungi; Ascomycota; Dothideomycetes; Pleosporales; Didymellaceae
Product: DUF803-domain-containing protein
Exons: 1
Coding region: 202-2322 (706 amino acids)
Biological process (GO): magnesium ion transport
Cellular component (GO): membrane
Molecular function (GO): magnesium ion transmembrane transporter activity
Source: RefSeq, a predicted model, not a curated record